Alnus glutinosa is the source of this 1490-nucleotide messenger RNA. RefSeq lists its product as uncharacterized. The record is from RefSeq and is a predicted model, not a curated record. Bases 58 to 1323 code for a protein of 421 amino acids. Gene Ontology annotation, molecular function: protein binding. Lineage: Eukaryota; Viridiplantae; Streptophyta; Magnoliopsida; Fagales; Betulaceae. The transcript has a single exon.
UUCGAGUAUAUCUUCAACCCUCCAUUUUGGUCUCACACGUACGUACGUACGGACGCCAUGCCGUCGUCUUCACCAUCGACCCUCCAAACCCUCUUAGACUCAGCCCGCCCCUUCCUCCGCGGCGAGCUCGAGUCCAUCGACAAGAAUUUACCUUCGCUUGUCGCUGUGUUGCGCUCCGUUGGAGCCGGUGAGUGCUGGCACAAGCACGGCAGCUUCCUCGACCACCUACUCGACAUAUACCGCAUCCUCAAGAUUUGGAAAGCACCCGACUCCGUCUGCCUUUGCGGUCUCUUCCACUCGGCCUACUCCAAUUCUUAUGUCAACCUCGCCAUAUUCGAUCCCUCUGCGGGACGCGACGUGGUCCGCGCCCAUGUUGGGGAGGCUGCCGAGGGGUUAAUCCACUUGUUUUGUGUCGUCCCAAGACAGCCUCUCAUUCAUGACGAUCUUUUGUUCCAUUACUCUGACUCCGAACUCGUCGAACACCUUAAGCUUUCCGAGAUAUCGUUGAGGACUGCCAAGGAGAAUGGUCUGUUCAAUGAAGAAGAGGGUUGGAGGAAGAAGUUGCAGUCCCUUCUUCCCGCUGAUGGGAUUACUGUGAAGCACAUCAAGACCGGUGAAGAUGUCCCCGUCUCUAGAAGGGUGGUCGCGAUUUUCCUUAUGAUGACGAUGGCGGAUUUCAGUGACCAACUUUUCGGCUUCCAAGAUGCGCUAUUUGAUAAUUCUGACGGUCGCCUCAGUUUUUCAGGCAACAAUUACGCGGCUUUGUGGCCUGGCGAUGGCAAGCCAGGGCUAUGGAUGAAUUCCGUUUCGAGGAUGGGAGCGAUUUACAGUUUAAUAGCGAGAGAGGAAGAGAUUUUGAAGGAAGGAAAAAGAAGGGCUGGUGAUGUUGAAGUUGAAACUGAUGAUAGAGAUGAAGAUAUUGAGCUUGUGAUUCCACCCGUUUUUGACAAGUGUAAAAGGGUUUUGGAUGCAGGGGAGCAAAUUGUUGCGAGGGAGUUGUACUGGGAAGCUGUUUGUGAUAUCUCUAAGAGAGGGAUAGAGAGGGCUGAGGAGUUGUUGUUGAGGUGCGUUGAGAAGAAUGCUUUUGUUGGGGAACCACAUGUGGUGUUGGCUCAGGUUUAUUUGAGCAAAGGGAGGUUUGAGGAGGCAGAGAGAGAGGCAGAGAGAGGGCUGACACUAUUGUUGGAGUGGGGGAAUCCAUGGGAUAAGAGGACAUCUUGGGAAGGAUGGAUUGCUUGGGCUAGAGUUUUGUUGAUGAAGGCAAAGGAGAAGUCAUGGCCACAGAGUUCUUGGGGCAUUCUCAACUUGGGUCUUGUAAGGUAAAAUGCUUUGAAUUACUUGGUCACUCUAUGCUCUACUCAAUUAUGGAUUUGCCAGUCAAUAAAGAAACUAUUCUACAGUGUAUUAUUAGUAGCUAAUUCCAUGGCCUGUAUUGGAGCCCAGACUCCAGAAAGCUAAUGAUGAAGUGCUCUAUCUAAGUUUGUCUUCUA